Molecule: messenger RNA, 181 nt
Organism: Serpula lacrymans var. lacrymans S7.9
Lineage: Eukaryota; Fungi; Basidiomycota; Agaricomycetes; Boletales; Serpulaceae
Exons: 2
Coding region: 10-162 (50 amino acids)
Source: RefSeq, a predicted model, not a curated record
UUAAAGGCUAUGUGCCUUGUUGUUCAGCAGCUCCAAGAGCUGUCUGGUUUUGGAUGGGAUGAUACCAGAAAGAAAGUAACUGCUGAAGAAGAUGUGUGGGAUAACUAUAUUGCAAAGCAAAGCCAUGGCGUAAAAACCCUUUUCCGCUCUACAACAAUAUAAUCGGACUCAUUGAUGGACG